This is a messenger RNA of Oppia nitens, 1731 nucleotides long. Its product is annotated as BTB/POZ domain-containing protein 9-like. Gene Ontology annotation, biological process: circadian behavior; adult locomotory behavior; modulation of chemical synaptic transmission. The record is from RefSeq and is a predicted model, not a curated record. Gene Ontology annotation, molecular function: protein binding. Bases 238 to 1674 code for a protein of 478 amino acids. Lineage: Eukaryota; Metazoa; Arthropoda; Arachnida; Sarcoptiformes; Oppiidae. The transcript is spliced from 3 exons.
CUUUUUUGCGUCAAUUAUGAUCAUUAUAUUAUGAUAAUGUACUACCAGUCCUGACAAGCAGCUCCGGGAGGAGGAAAAACACACACASAGACACAUUAAACAUUAAUAAUAUUAACAACAAUAGCUCUUUACUUGAUCACUGCUAACACACCUCCCAGUCUAGUCCAGGGCUAACUGAGCUUACGGGUCGAUCAUUUUUUUGAGACAACUAUUUUACCGAGAAAUACGAGCAAAAAAAUGAUGGACUCACCAUACAAAUCAUCGGCACCGGGCGAUGAUGAUGACGAUCGCAUAGACCUGUCCGACGCACUGCUCGCACAACUAUCAGGAUUAUAUAUGAACGAAAUGGCCAGCGAUAUAGUAUUCAUAGUCGACGGCCAACGAAUCUGUGGCCACAAGUUUGUCGUUUGUUUGCGUUGCGAUUAUUUUCGGCUAAUGUUUGGCUCCGGACUACGGGAGUCCAUCUCUCACGAAGUGGAGAUCAAAGAUACACCGAUAACGGCAUUCAAAGAUGUUCUCUAUUUUAUGUAUACCGGAGUCAUCCAUCUGAACAACAAAUCAAUUGACGACAUCAUCGAUAUAUUAUAUUUAGGCCAUCGAUACGAAAUGCGUGAACUGGUAGUAGCCAUCACUGACUAUAUGUCUUUGCAUAUAACAAUAGACACGGUAUGUGUCAUUCAUGAAACGGCUUCACUGUUUGGCCUGACAUCGCUGGAGAGACAGUGCCAACAAUUUAUGUUAUAUAACGGCUAUCAAUUGCUGGCCAACGACCAGCUCAUGACUUUGGACGCACAGACACUGAUCCAACUGUUAACUAGUGACGAGUUUUGUGCCGAAGAGAUUGAUAUAUUCAACGCAGUCGUCAAAUAUAUCCAAAUAAACACCGCCUGCGGCUCCGAUACCGAUGAGGACACUGGCCGUAAACUGUUGGCAACUGUCCGCUUGUCGCACAUUUCGUGGAACGAUCUGAUUGCUUAUGUCUGGCCAUCGGGUUAUUAUCAAAGAGACGAACUCUUGUCCACAAUUGACAACAACAACACCAACACCGCCGCCGGCGCCUGUAAUCGACAAGUGGUCGACAAUUAUCGCAACAACUCGAGAAUGUGCUGUAAAUCAAUAAUGAGUUUACAGGAAAUGUCUCCAUAUCUUGUCGAACAAUCGGUACUCUAUUGUCGCCGAUUUGAUCCAAACGUUUCGUCCAUUGUCCAGAAGAUUCCCGGUUCGGUAACCUUUGACCUGAAUUGUGUACAUUUUUGCAAUUAUCUUGAACUGGAUUUUGGUAAUUGCGAAAAAACUGGUUAUUCCUAUUAUAUUGAAGUUGCAGCCGAUAAUAGUGAUCACAAUUGGAGACGUAUUAUCGACUAUACAGACUACCGGUGCCAUUCAGUACAGUACAUAUACUUUUCGAAGACAGCCGUCAAACGAUUGCGCAUACAUUGUACGUAUAGCAAGAGUGGCGGAACCAACUUUAUCAUCAACAAUAUUAAACUGACUGUCCAGGACGUGCCCACCAAACUCUAUACUAAUGGUUUACGGGGUGCCGGCAGACUAGAUACUAGUAGUGACUAUACCUGUCAUAAUACAAACAAAUGCUAUGAACCGCUAUACGGCCCACAAUUGGAUAUAUCGAAAGCCCUGUCCGCCAAACAACAGUCCAUUUUGAAGACACAAUAACUAAGUUAUAUAGUGAUAUGAUUUUUUAUUUAUGUUUUAUUUUUAUAAAUAUAAGUU